Suillus clintonianus is the source of this 2596-nucleotide messenger RNA. RefSeq names its product Afadin and alpha-actinin-binding-domain-containing protein. The transcript has 6 exons. The coding region runs from base 49 to 2472 and encodes 807 amino acids. The record is from RefSeq and is a predicted model, not a curated record. Lineage: Eukaryota; Fungi; Basidiomycota; Agaricomycetes; Boletales; Suillaceae.
CGGCGACAACCACAACAAACAGUCCAGCACCACGAUUUCCGACCGACAAUGGCCGACACACCACGAAAGCUGGUGCAUUGGGCUCUCGAUGUAUCUAUCUCUGACUUUGGAUCACCAUGCUCAGAAGCAACAUCCUCCGAUUCCAUCGCGUCAACAUCCAGUCUGCAGUACAUUAACUCUCAACUUGUAGCACAUGGAUUCACCCAUUCACCCGGGCUCUCCUUUGAAGGACUCUCAAACUCCGAUUCCGAUCAGCUGGCAAGGUGUCUGCUUGCGAUGAUAAGCCAAAGAGUGAAUGAUAUGUCUCGCGCUGAAGAUCUAUCGACCAGUCUACGGACUCUCUCCUAUGACCACGAGCGGCUCAUGGGGAUGCAUCGUUCAGCCACUGAAAAGGCAGCCAAUGCAGAGCGCGAAACAAACGUUUACAAGUCACGACUUGUAACGGCCUCCAAAACCUUGGCAGCUUCGGAAUCAGCCCAUAAGCAAACUUCAGCUGAGCUUCAGCGGACGCGCUCCUCGUUGAUCGCUCUUCGGGCGACUCAUUCAACGGAAAUAAAAAAGAAAGAGAAAGACGUCGAGCGCAUCAUAGAAAAAUGGUCAAAGCUUUCCGACAUGCAGACGAAGCUAUCGACUUCGUCCUCAGGAUUGACUUUUCGAUGUGGCAAUGCCGACGUGGUGAGCGGGUCUGAAACCCUCGGCAAGGGAAAGGGAUACCUUGAGAUCGCUCUUGAGCAAGCUGAAACUGCUCGCGCUUCACUAGCUGAUGAAACUUUGACGUUACAGCGGCUUGUUGUGAAUGUCGCGAACCGACUGCAGUCGGUGCUGCAUGAACUGCGAUACUUAUUUUCACCUUGUGAUGAAGAGCCUGCAAUAAUAACGCACAGCGUAUUGUUCCCUAUAACGCCUCCCAACGCUGCCAGUGACAGGCUUUCUACUCUCUUCUCCUCAGCGCACGGUGUCCUCGAUGACAUUUCAGAGCGCCUAUCACAGCGAGCUGCCGCACCACCGGUACCAGACUGCACCAAGGCCUCAGAUGCUUUGGAAAAUCAACGAUUACAAGGCAUCAUCGAUGACUUGCGCUCAGAACUUGAUGAAGCCAAGAAGCUCCAUGAGAGGCAUGUUGCAGAGACUCAGGUCCUAUUAAUGCAGAUUGCAUCCCAAGAUUCACCUACAGAACCCGAUCCAAGGGACGUAAGCGUCGAGCUCAUGACACAACCAGAACGAGACCUUGCCGCUGAGCGCCUUGAGCGAAUGAAGACCGAACUUGAUGAGGAGCGGAGAAAGUUUACCAACGCUGCUGUUAGACUUGGCAAGGAGAAAGCCGCUCUGGAGACUGAGCGUGUCCAGUUCCUUGAGGAGAAGCGUUCGUGGCAUGUCGAGCAGAUGCUCUCCGAUCUCUCACCAACACCUGCCCUAACUUCCCAACCUGUACCUCAGUCUCAUAAGAUCAAGUCACCUCGAAAGUCGCCUAUGAAGCCCAAGGUCGUCGGCAAGGUGGCAAGCAGAAAGACCCGAGUGUCCCGGCGCUCCUCGUCAUUCUCGAUCCCACCACCAAGCAAAGUGGAACCUGCUUACGAAACGGAAGUGAUUCCUAUCGCUAUCUCACCGGCUGCCUUCGGGGCAUUAGGCAAAAAGUCGACCUUGGCGCAGUCUAUUUUACCCUCAGCGUUCGUGCUCCCUCCUCGUUCACCCCGGACGUCCUUGCCCCCUGUAGAGGCAUUCCUUCCUCCAGUGAUAACCACGCAUCAAGCACCGUCAGGAGGAAAAUUGUAUUCAUCCAUUGACACCGAAUCAACUUCCACUUCGAGCUCUGAUGCUUCCUCGUCAAAUUCCACGUCACCCCCUGCUCCGGCACGGGCCGCAAUACCGAAAAUUGUCCUCCCAUCACCUAAAACACCUCCUGCUCCUGUUGUGAACACACGCCGUCCAUUCCCACUUGCAAAGCCUCUUGCACCACACAUGUCACAUGCUUACUCGCCUGCCAAACCGAGUCCACUCUCUCGCAUUCUCAUGCUUGCGAACUCUCCUGACAGCCUCGACGGAGUAUCAGAAGCGAGCGAAGAUUCUCCGACGUCUGCUGUUCCGCCGUCCGUUGCUAUAACGAACACAUUGUCAAGUGAAUCAGAAUCAGACGACAGCCCCCUGAGAGAGAAGAAGACCGAGCCAAAUGUUGUUUCUCUACAUCCCUUCAAGAAAGCGCCACCCCCUGAAUCGAAGCGCUUUUCGACGAAGGAGAAGGGAAAGACCCAAGCGGAGUUUGUCAUACCUGGAAAACUAAAGCCAGAGAAAGAAAACCGCGACAAGGUCCCUCGAAAACCAUCUCCUUCAUUGCCUCCUCCUCAACCAAAGCUGAAAAUCAGUAGCUUAGCUGCUAGCAAGCCUGCACUGAAACUACCUACCGGAAAGGGUGGUGCAAGGAGGGUAUUGAUUGGAAGUGCCGAAGCCGCUCCUUUGCCUGGAUGGAGAGGAUGAGAGGCAUGCCCCCACGUCCAUUAUUUUCUCCUGCUGCAUCAUUAUGAUACCCCUACGGUUUUCAUUGUAAACAUCCAUUUGCCCCUAUGUAAUAAUGUAUGCAAUAACAAUGUUUCAAAACAGG